Messenger RNA from Tachyglossus aculeatus (Australian echidna), 2788 nucleotides. RefSeq names its product HBS1 like translational GTPase (gene HBS1L). Bases 128 to 2137 code for a protein of 669 amino acids. The transcript has 18 exons. Gene Ontology annotation, biological process: translation. NCBI's taxonomy places the organism in Eukaryota, Metazoa, Chordata, Mammalia, Monotremata, Tachyglossidae. Gene Ontology annotation, molecular function: GTPase activity; GTP binding. The record is from RefSeq and is a predicted model, not a curated record.
AGCCAAGAUGGCGGCCAGGGCCCGCCGGCGACGACGACAACAACAACAACAUCGUUGCCGCCGCGUGUGAGCGGGGGACUGAGGGGAGCGCAAGGGGGCCGCCACCGUCGCCACCGCCGCCGCCAUCAUGGCCCGGCACCGCAACGUGCGGGGGUAUAACUACGACGAAGAUUUUGAAGAUGAUGAUCUUUAUGGCCAGUCUGUGGAGGAUGAUUAUUGUAUUUCGCCAUCAACAGCUGCCCAGUUUAUUUACUCAAGACGGGACAAAACUCCGUCAGGUGUUGAGCCAGUAGACGAAGAAUACGAUACCGAAGAUCCAAAAGAAUCUACCAACCGCCAACUUAGUGGACUGGAUCAAGCUCGACUUUACUCAUGCCUUGAUCACAUGAGAGAGGUGCUUGGGGAAGCUAUACCAGAGCAGAUGAUGAUCGAUGCAGUUUUGAGAAGCAACUUUGAUGUGGAGAAGGCUUUAGAAGUAGUGCUUGAACAGGACAGAAAGCUGGAUUUGAAAAAUAAGAGCAAGGAGAAAGUGGCCUCAGGAGAGAUGACAAAAGGAAAAUCAACAGAUUCUCAGGUCUCCCGAAGUGAAUCCGAGAUUGGGCCCAAAGUUGCCAGGAUGACAAUAUCUGGAAAGAAGCAAACAAUGGGAUUUGAAGUUCCUGGGGUGACUGCUGAAGAAAAUGGCCACAGUUUCCAUACACCUCAGAAAGGACCUUCUAGCGAAGAUGUCCCCGUUGCUGGUUCGAGUGUUUUGGAGGCAGAGCCGAACAUAACUCCAGCUUCAGUGAAGAAGCCUGGCAAAUCCAAACCGCAAAUAGAUGUGAAAGCCGAACUGGAGAAGAGGCAAGGAGGAAAACAGCUGCUCAAUUUAGUGGUAAUAGGUCAUGUUGACGCUGGGAAAAGUACUCUCAUGGGCCAUUUGCUGUAUCUUCUGGGUAAUGUGAACAAACGAACUAUGCAUAAAUAUGAGGAGGAAUCUAAAAAGGCCGGAAAAGCUUCAUUUGCAUAUGCAUGGGUCCUGGAUGAGACUGGAGAAGAAAGAGAAAGGGGAGUAACAAUGGAUGUGGGUAUGACAAAGUUCGAAACCAAGACUAAAGUUAUUACGCUGAUGGAUGCACCAGGUCAUAAGGAUUUCAUUCCAAAUAUGAUUACAGGAGCCGCCCAGGCUGAUGUUGCUGUCCUGGUUGUGGAUGCCAGCACGGGAGAGUUUGAAGCUGGAUUUGAGACUGGAGGACAGACAAGAGAACAUGGCUUGUUGGUUCGCUCUCUCGGAGUCACUCAGCUGGUGGUUGCAGUAAAUAAAAUGGAUCAGGUUAAUUGGCAAGAGGAAAGGUUUCAGGAAAUUAUCGGUAAACUUGGGCAGUUUCUUAAGCAAGCUGGUUUUAAGGAGAGUGAUGUAGCUUAUAUUCCCACAAGUGGUCUCAGUGGUGAAAAUCUAAUUACAAAAUCUCAAUCAAGUGAACUCACAAAAUGGUAUCAAGGACUAUGUUUAUUAGAGCAAAUUGAUUCAUUCAAGUCUCCACAGAGAGCUACUGAAAAACCCUUUCGAUUAUGUGUAUCUGAUGUUUUUAAAGACCAAGGCUCUGGAUUUUGCGUGACUGGUAAAAUUGAAGCUGGUUUCGUCCAGACUGGAGAUAGACUAUUGGUGAUGCCUCCCAAUGAAACUUGCACUACAAAAGGAAUAACUCUGCACGAUGAACCAAUUGAUUGGGCAGCCGCCGGAGAUCACGUUAGUCUCACAUUGACCGGCAUGGAUAUCAUCAAAGUCAAUGUCGGCUGCGUAUUUUGUGACCCCAGAGAACCCAUUAAAGCCUGCACUCGUUUCAAAGCACGGAUCCUCAUCUUUAAUAUUGAAAUUCCCAUCACAAAAGGAUUCCCUGUGCUGUUUCACUAUCAAACUGUCAGUGAACCGGCUACUAUCAGACGAUUGAUUAGCAUCCUGCAUAAAAGUACUGGAGAAGUCACAAAGAAAAAACCCAAGUUGUUGACGAAAGGCCAGAAUGCGUUAGUAGAAGUGGAGACCCAGAGACCGGUGGCUCUCGAACUGUACAAGGACUUCAAAGAGCUGGGGAGGUUCAUGCUGCGUUACAGCGGCUCCACCAUCGCUGCAGGGGUCGUCACCGAGAUAAAAGGAUGACAAAGGGGCCAGAACUUCAACCAUCUAACCAAAAGCCGUCCAAUAUUUUAAUCUCCAUUUUCAAAGAAUCCAGUUACUCAAAGAAGCAAGGUGCGAUUAAGCGUUUUUAAAAGAGAGAGCGAUUAAAGCUACCUAGGCUGCAAGGAAGUAUUAAUGCUCCCUUCUUCUUUCGGGGUAAGAUGCCAACUCGGAGAGAACGCUCGUGUCGCACCUUUCAUUGCAGAAACAUCACGUGGUGUUAUCCUUUGUGAAAUUUUAGCUACGUGGGCGCCGCUUACCAAGAUACAUGGACACUCUUUCGGGAAGAUUUAUUUGAAUCAUCAUGAAAUGAUAUCCCCUUCCCAGGCCAAUGGCAGAACGUUUACACACUUGUUUGAUUUGCAAAUUUACUGCACAUCCUUGGAUAAAAAAUGGCAUAAUUUGACUGUUAACCGUAGUCUAAGACUUUCAGAUUAGCUCUUCAAAAACGCCGCUCUCGUGAAGAUGCGAAGAGCAGCAUGUCGUGUUGCCUGCGGAGUGUCCCUCCUGCCCACAACAUAAAAGCGCAUUUCAUUUGAACCUUUGUGGAAGCUGUACCUGCAGUGGCCAAUUUUAUUUAAGAAAUGUAAAGCAUACACAAAAUAAAAUACCUUAGUUUGAGCAUAACAGAAA